AGUCAUCUUGCAACUGUCAAAGACAUAAACUGCUACGCACGAUGGUUAGUGUCGACGUUAGCGUGGGUAAUCUAAGCAACAAAAUCUACAAGCAAUGUAUUGCAGCGGCAGGAGCGCUCUUAAUAAUGCUUCAAACCGGAAUAAUGAGCGGCUGGACAUCACCCAACAUCGCUCGCUUGACAGCCGAUAACGCAACAAUUCCAUUGACACUAACAGAAGCAUCAUGGGUAGCAUCCUGUUUAAAUCUCGGUAGAUUCGCUUCAGCAGUCAUUGUGCCAAUCUUCAUUGAACUAAUCGGCAGCAAAACCACAGUUCUCGUGUCGUUCAUUCCAGUAAGCAUCUCAUGGUUACUAAUGAUCUUCGUCAAUUCACCUGCAUGGUUAUACAUCGCAAGAUUUUUCGGUGGUAUAAGCUUCGGCAUGGCAUACGGAUGCUUUUCACUGUUUCUUGGCGAAGUGUCGAUGCCAGCAUAUCGUGGGACUUUUAUUACGAUUGCCAUGUGUGGUGCACCUUUGGGUACUGUAUUUGCAACUAUUGGAGAAACUUAUCUGCCUAUGAUGACGUCGAGUGCGAUUUAUCUGGUGCAAUGUUUGGCCGGUAUUAUUUUGUUCUUAUGGUUACCGGAUUCGGCGCAUCACCUCGUAAAGAUGAAACAGAUUGACAAGGCGAGAGAGUCGAUUUGUUGGUAUCGAGGUAAUAACGAGUUAGAUAAAGAAUUGAAUCAGAUAACAAGUUUCGUUGAAACUUAUGCAAAUGAGACUUUGUCGGAGAAAAUGUCACAAUUGAAAUCAGCACCAAUUAGAAAAGCUCUUCUACUCGCCGUUGUACUGUUCAUAUUUCCACAGAUGUGUGGGCUUUUCAACAUAAUGUUCUACAUGGAGAUCAUCCUACAAAAUGGAAAAUCUUUCUUAAUUAAUCCUCAAGAAUUUGUCAUCUAUGCGAACACAGUGGCAGUAUUUUCUACUUUCAUCGCGAUCAAGCUUAUCGAUUAUUCCGGUCGCAGGUUGCUAUUAUUUUCGUCGAGUGUUAUUGUUGCUAUCGCAAUGACUAGUCUUGGCACGCAUUUUUACCUUCUCGACUUGGGCUAUGAUUCGUCAGCUUUACAAUGGCUGCCAAUCGCGUCGAUUCUACUAUUCAUGAUUGGAUUCACAAUCGGAUUUAUGAUCGUCCCGGCCACUGUUUUCAGUGAAAUUUUCCCAGCUGGAAUUAAAAGUACAGCAUCAAGUAUUUCGACCUUCACCUCGGCGCUCUUCGGUUUCGUCUCUGCUAAAUCUUAUCAGCCCAUGGUUGAUUCUUUCGGUGAGGCUUAUGUUUUUUGGAUUCAUGCGGUUUUCGCAAUACUCGCGGUACCUGUGACCAUGUUUAUGCUGCCAGAGACGAAAGGCAAAAAUUUCCAAGAAAUUCAGGAUUUAUUUCAUAAGAAAAAGACAAUUUAUGUAACUAAAAAAAAUAAACCUUAAUAAUGUGCGUUAUUGUCUGCCACUGUUAUUUAUUUUACAAAUAUGAUAUAAUUGUUUAUUCUAUAUUUAAUUAUAUUUAUUUCUUAUUCAUUCAAAUUAUUAUCUAUGAAUGCAAACGGGAAUGGUUUCCGAUACCCCUCCCUAGUAACCCACCAGCAAGUGAGGCAUCAUGUACGAAUUUUAAGAAUGUAAGGAUGCUAUAGCAGAAUGUAAAAUAGAAAAAUACAUGUUAAUAUUUAACUUUCCUUACUAAUUAUUCAAAAAAAUUUAUGCAUGAAAAAUUUUAAAUGACGUGAAUGAAAAAGAGUUCGAAGAGGUACUUUAUUUAACAUUGAAUUCUAAUUAUGAUAUUUAAAAUAGAAGUAUAGUUUGAUAAUUGAUUUGUGAAAAAUUGAUCCUAUAUACAUACGUGUAUCUUGUAUCUGCAUAACAUCAAAAAUAGCUUGUUAAAUUUGUUGAGCGUUGAAUAAGAAGCGUACGUAUUUUGUUAAAAUGUUUUAGCUAAUUGACGAACGAAAAAGUUGUUUGCAAUUUCGAAUAUUUUCACGGAGGCCUAGAAUAGUCAUCCGAAAUAAAUCCUUCAUUUUACGACAUUAUAUAAUUGUCAUAAAUCUAACAAAAGCAAAAUUUCUCAAUGUAUACGGUCUAUCCGCUCACUUGAGAAUUCCAAAGAAAGGUAGGCUUAAUAAUGAUGGAUAGAGACUUGAAUUUUCUUUUGUAGUAAGCCAUAGAAAUAUCUUAUUACUCCCGAGCUAUUAAGUAUGGAAAUAUUUGUAAGGUCACUGCAGGUAAUAAAACGUUGGCAAAGUGGCAAUCGCGCACAAAAUUAUUUACCCAUGAACUAUUGUGUACCGGAAAUAUGUCACAAUAUAUCUAUAUAUUAAUUUUCACGUAUGUUACAGUGCACAAUUGUUUAUGUAAAUAAUAGCCAUAUGCACAAUUACGAGCUUACUAAUAAUUUUUUUUUACUAAUAAAUACUCAAGUAAUAAACUUGUACAAAAUAGGUAUAUUAAAUGCAUAACGUAAUCCAUACAAAAUUCCUACGUGUUUAUUCCGAAAUUCACGUAUGAAAUACGUACGUAUAUAUACUUUAUACGUGUAAUGAAUUUUACAACUUACGAAUUAAUUUUCCAUCAAAUUAUUACAUUACCUGUAUAUAAAUAAUGCCAUUUGUCGGAUCUAUAGAUCUUUCAAUUGGAGGUUACUUAAUAUUUUUUGCAGAGAAAGCUAGGGGAAUACCACGCCCACCCGAGCGAUCAAUAAAGUGAAGGUACAUAGGCUAUAUGGCGAGUCGCUCAUGCGCUUUUCAUUUCCAUUUGAAUUUUGUAUCUGUG
This is a messenger RNA of Phymastichus coffea, 2795 nucleotides long. Its product is annotated as facilitated trehalose transporter Tret1-like. Gene Ontology annotation, cellular component: membrane. Bases 42 to 1460 code for a protein of 472 amino acids. The record is from RefSeq and is a predicted model, not a curated record. Gene Ontology annotation, molecular function: transmembrane transporter activity. Gene Ontology annotation, biological process: transmembrane transport. NCBI's taxonomy places the organism in Eukaryota, Metazoa, Arthropoda, Insecta, Hymenoptera, Eulophidae. The transcript has 2 exons.